Messenger RNA from Salvia splendens (bonfire salvia), 447 nucleotides. RefSeq lists its product as uncharacterized. NCBI's taxonomy places the organism in Eukaryota, Viridiplantae, Streptophyta, Magnoliopsida, Lamiales, Lamiaceae. The transcript has a single exon. The coding region runs from base 1 to 447 and encodes 148 amino acids. The record is from RefSeq and is a predicted model, not a curated record.
AUGUCGCCCUACAGGCUCGUGUUUGGUAAGAUGUGCCACCUCCCUGUUGGCGUGGAGCAUAGAGCAUAUUGGGCGGUCAAGGAGAUGAACAUGAACCCCCAGGCCUGUGAGGAGGAAAGAAAGCUGCAGUUGCAAGAACUAGAGGAACUCAGGCUUGAGUCAUAUGAUGGUGUGAUGUGGUACAAGGAGAAAACCAAGUUGUGGCAUGACAAAAACCUCCAGGUCAAGGAGUUGCAGGUCGGUCAGAAGGUUCUCCUUUUCCAGUCUAGGCUCAAACUGAUGUCUGGAAAACUGAAGUCUAAAUGGAUAGGACCCUACACGAUCUUUGGGCUUCGAGCGAAUGGAGCUGUCGAGAUUCAAGGAGGUGUCUCUAACUCUAUCCUUUUCCUUGUUAAUGGUCAUAGAGUAAAACUAUUUAGGGAGAGUUCGGAGCUGUGUAUAGUGUAA